Molecule: messenger RNA, 2904 nt
Organism: Pogona vitticeps (central bearded dragon)
Lineage: Eukaryota; Metazoa; Chordata; Lepidosauria; Squamata; Agamidae
Source: RefSeq, a predicted model, not a curated record
UUUUUCCUGAGGUUGUGAAAGGAAUUCCACACUGAAACCCAGGACAAGUUAAGACUGGCUUGGCAUUUUGUGCUUGUAAGCGCCAACGAGAUCCCAAUCUAGGUUUUCGUGAUGGAGUGACUGUCAAACCUGCAUCCGGAAUGUGUUAAUAGUUCCUGACUCCCAUGGAGCUAAGUAGGGUGGAGCAGGGUGGAUCUAUGCGUCAGUACAGGAUACACCCUUGGCAUGCGACGCUGAUUGAUUUCCAGAGGAAGUGGAGUUUGGGUUUACACUAGUGAAGCCAAAAUGCUCAAAUCAAGACCAGAUAUACUCUUUGACCUGCUCCACUCAACAGUCCGGCAACUGUAUUUUUUUUCCUGAACUGACUAACGUUUCUGUGUUAGCCUUCAAGGGCAGCCUCAAAUACAACACGGUGUAGCAAUCUAUCCUUUUUGAAGUUGACACUUUUAUUUCCACGAUUUGAUGCAACACCACUAAGCAACGGUACCUUGUUUUAACCACGCAUCAAUCUGCUCAUUAUCAUCCGACUCAUGACAAAACCUAACCACUGAGUCAGGACAUUCCAGGGCAACACAUUGAUGAGAUAAGGAAGGAAGAAAACCUGGUUUCUAUUGAGGGCAACCAGUUCAAUUUUGGCAGAGCUUAUUUCUCUCCUGGUGGGUUUAUAACCCAGAAGCUCUGAGUCACUUUUCUCACUCUAGUCUUUCCAUCUCUCUCUCUCUCUCUCUCUGCCGUCAACAUUCCCAUCAGCUGCAGACAUUCAGCCAGAUCUCCCUUCGGAAAUAGGCGGUCAUGUGCUUUUGUCUUAAACUGCCUGAACCUGUCUUUCCAGAAAGCUUGAAACUUAAUACCAUGCGGGUGCUCCUGUCGGAAAGAGUAUGGAUACUCCAUGGUGGCUUCAAGACUUCUCAAAUCUUCUCAUUGUUCCACUUUCUUCGCCUGUUCUGCUUUUUUAACUGAUUCCUAACCAUAUUCAUGGGUCAAAAUUCCAAACAGUCAACCAUUCGCCGGAAAAAGGGAGAUGUAACUUCAAACAAAAUAAGUCUUCAAGGAAUUAUGUUGGAAGAGUGACGUCUCAUCCGCCGUGGUUUUCUUGGAUUCUGUAUUUUUCAAACAAGCUUGUUCUUGGGGUGUUUUUUUUGCUUCUUGUUCCCCACCCUAAAGUGGGGGAAGCGAUGUGGAAAAGAAACAAAAAAAUUUCACAAGGGUCCUGAGUUACCGGAUAGCAGGUUCAUUAACGGAACACAUGCCAGGGUGAAGCCCAAGUUGGAACACGAUGAUCUGCUUCAAAAGAAAAACUUAUUUAGCCGCAGGAAUGUGCCUGGUGGCUUUUGUUUCUGUGCUGAAGCUUUUUUACUCCCAAACAGGGAAAAAACCUUUCUUGCUCAAAACAGGGAUCCUGAAAAGGGAUGGCGUCUGCAAUGGUGACAUCGGCAAUAAAUCCAUCUCGAGUUUAGGAAACAACAGGAUUUUGGUGAUUGCCGCAUACUUUGACAACAGGGUAAAGAAUCUGACUCGGGUUCUUGGGAUCGUACAUCACAAGGAGGUCGGAGAGCAGUAUUGUUGGUUCUGCUGUCCGGACAGCAAUGAAAUAUACGUCUCCAAAGCAGUGAUAGAUGUCCAUUCGGACCGAUUUGGAUUCCCAUAUGCGGCAGCAGACUUUAUCUGCGUAGAACCUGCCAACUGUCACCCUCGCUACGUAGCGCUGCACCCGUUUCCGAAAGGAGAAGCCGGCCGGUUGCAACGCUUUGAGAUUAGAAACCGCAGGCUCGAGAGAUCCCCCGUGGAAUUCACGGUGUGCAUUUCUACGAUGUUCGGCGGCUAUAACAACGUGCUUCAGUUUGUGCAAAGUAUGGAAAUGUACACCAUCCUUGGGAUGCAGAAGGUUAUGAUCUACAGGAACAACUGCAGCCAGCAAAUGGAAAAAGUCCUGGAUUAUUACGUGGCCCAAGGGACAGUUGAGGUCAUUCCUUGGCCCAUCACAUCCUACCUCAACGUUUCGAGGACAUGGAAUUUCCCAGGGGACACAACACAAAUUGGAUACUAUGGACAAAUUGCGGCCUUAAAUGACUGCAUCUAUCGGAAUAUGUACAGGAGCAAGUACGUAUUGCUGAAUGACGUGGAUGAAAUUAUCCUGCCCAUUGAAUACACAAACUGGCAUACCCUGAUGGAGAGCCUUCAGGAACAAAAUCCAGGAAGCGGCAUUUUCCUUUUUGAGAACCACAUCUUUCCUAAGACCAUUUUUACCCCUUCGCCUGUCGACGUCCCGUCCUGGAAGGCCAUUCCCGGAGUCAACAUACUGCAGCAUGUUCUCCGGGAACCAGAUAGGAAAGAGGUCAUCAAUCCACGGAAAAUGAUCGUCAAUCCCAGGAAAGUCAUCCAGACAUCCGUCCACUCGGUCCUCCAGGCAUUCGGAGACAGCGUGGAAGUCCCAAUGGAGACUGCUCUGGUUUAUCACUGCCGGACCCCUUUACAACCUCGUUUGCUCAGGGAAUCUUUAAUUCGGGACACAACACUCUGGAGGUAUCGUUCGGCGCUGAUCAGCAGGGUUAAUCAGGUGCUACGGGAAAUAAUGCUGUGACUUCCAACGCAAUGAGCUCAAGAAAACAAGACUGUUUUCUCUCUUUGGAUGCUAACUCAAGAAAAGGCUUGGGAAGAUCAGAGACAGGAUGGGAGUACCUGCACACAUAGAGGAGUAGCAAGCAAAUCCAGCACACAGUUUUGCUGUUUAAGCUAGGAGGGAAAAAAACCACAAACACAUCCGAUUGUGUUUUUUCUCGCUCAUCUGAGAUAUAAAACGGGAGUUAGCAGGACUACGUAUUUGUCUUGCUUUGGCAAAAGGUAUGAGCACAUGAAAAAACGCAUCAGCAACCCAGUGGCCCCUGUUUUAACAUCUAAUUUCUG